AAGGGACCUCCUGCCUGCCUGCAGCACCAGUGACCAGCCACGCUGGGGAAGCACAGGAGAGGAGCAGAUGCAACCAGCUGGGGAGGAGAGGCCUUGGCCAUGCAGCAGCGGCAAACAGCAGAGGAGGUGGCGGCUGGGUUGUGGAGAGUUGCUUGGAGCAGGAGAAGGUGGCCCAUUUCCCAUGGCCGCUGCAGAGGGACGCAGAGAGGACGAGAGGACGUAGCAGUAAGAAAUCAUGGUGCCGUUUAAAGGAAGCAUCCUCCGUUCAUGACAAAUGACUGAUUUCAACAGAUCAGCACCACUGACUGCAGGAUCUAGUCGUAAUAUGCUUAGUGAAUAUGACAUUUCAGCGACACAGGACCCGACCGCAGCGGCCUCUGGAAUACUAAUGAGCCCAGCAGUCCAGAGGAAGAAUUGCUGGUUCCCCACUGAAGAGACACAUGCAGUAAGAGCCAGUGCUUCCCAUCAAAGAGUGACACCCCUUCAUGCCACACAAUAUCGCACAGCAGGAAAGAAAGUGCCAGCAGAGGACAGGAAAUGCAGAGAAUCAGCUGCCUCCUCACGGGAUUUGUCUUAAUCCUCGGUGUGACCAGCACUGAGCGUUUUGCCCGGUCAGGCCGCAGGGUGUGCUCUGCAGAGAUGCAGAACGGAGCCACUUCCUAUGUGGAGUCCCACGUGCAGCCUGUCUACCAGCCCUACCUCACAACGUGCCAGGGACACCGGCUCUGCAGUACGUACAGAACCACAUACAAGGUUGCCUAUCGCCUGGCCUACAGGAGAUUUUCCCAGCCCAUCUAUAUGUGCUGCCCCGGAUGGAGACGGGCAAACGUCCACGCAGUCGGAUGCAGCAAAGCCAUUUGCAGGUUGCCUUGUCAAAACGGUGGGAGCUGUUCAGCCCCAGACAGAUGCACCUGCCCCCCAGGAUGGAUGGGGAAAUCCUGCCAGACAGACGUGGAUGAAUGCACUGGCCCGAGCCACGGCUGCAGCCAGCAUUGUGUCAACACGCCUGGGAGCUACGGCUGUGCCUGUCGGGCUGGGCAAAGGCUUUCCGCCGAUGGGAAAUCAUGCCAGGCUUCGGAGCCACCCACUGAGACAGAGGCCUCCCCCGCCCUCAACCGAUCAGGCGCCUCCAGUGAAAUGAAGGAAGAAAUGCAAGCCCUCCGGAGCCGGGUGGAAGUGCUGGAGCAGAAACUCCAGUUACUGUUGGCUCCAUUCCAUAACCUCAUGCCAUCGGCAGCAGAUGACGUCAGCACAGACCCCAUCAGCCAGCUGUUCUACUCCCUGCGGCAGCUGGAUAGAAUCGAGUCCCUGAGUGAGCAGAUCUCCUUCCUGGAGGAGCGACUGGAGACAUGUUCGUGUAAGAAUGAACGCUAAUAGUAAGAGGAGCAGCACUUCAUUGUGGGAGCAGAGUGAUUGGUAACCCUGGAUUUCCUAUCUCAGCACCUCUUGACCCAGCCUGCCGCAAGAGGCCCUGAAUGCCUUCAGGACCACGUGGGAGAGAGCCAUAAAGAGCUUAUUUUGAUACGAAGGGCCCUAGUGUGUUUUUCUAAGAAUUGAGCUGCUUGGAGACUGAUUUUAAAUUGGACUUACACCUUUGCCAUAAGGGCAAAAAACUAUGAGAUGCUCAGGGUUUAACGCUUUCUUCCAGGCGCUUGGCCCACUGGCACAGCAUCAGCCAGUGCCCUACAAGAGACUUGCUAAAAGUGAAACCAUGUGGUGCUUAAUUUGUUUGUGACUAUAAGGGAGGUGAAAUCUUGGGCCAGCAGUUAAUCGUGUGGUACAGCAGCAGGAGAUGAUCUGUGCAAGCAGCAGCUUGUUUAGCUUAGACGCCUACGUUCUUCGAGAACGAGAUAGCCAGACCUUGCUCUUGCUGACAGCCAGUGGAAAGUUUUGCCUAAUCACACAUUGCGUCACUAGUCAAGCAGAGGGGAGAUAGGAGGGCUGUUUUCCACCAUCUCCUUUUUACACAUGCCUGAAAUUCAAAAUGGACCAAGUCAAAGCUGGUCAGUAAAACCUUCCUCCAUUUGAAAUGCUAGAGGGGGUGGGAAGAGGAUAGAUAUAAUUCCUUUGCUUCUUAAAAAUCGGUUUUAUUUACACACUGAAGCCUGGCACACUUGCUUGUCUAUGUGGUAAGAUAACCAGCCAGUUUUGCCGGCUAAACCAGUCUUGGCUCAGCCUGGGAGGAGGAGUGGCAGAACAGCUGUAUUUAAAGUAGGAACGGAUGCACAUUGCCCAGUUGCCCUGGGUGAAGCCUGCAAUGCUCAUGCCUCUUUGCAUAGUUAUCUCAAGGCUGCUGGAGGAAAGAUCCUAAUGUUUCUAGAGAAACAACGAGUCUAUGGUACAAUGCUUUCCUACCUGUAAACUGCCAGAGACUUGAGGUCUAUUAGCCAAGCACUGUGUAGGGUGGUGCAGUUUUUGUAUUAAAGUUAUGUCCUGUACA
This is a messenger RNA of Malaclemys terrapin pileata, 2440 nucleotides long. It is a transcript of the gene EGFL7, whose product is annotated as EGF like domain multiple 7. Bases 538 to 1374 code for a protein of 278 amino acids. The transcript is spliced from 11 exons. Gene Ontology annotation, cellular component: cell surface; extracellular region. The record is from RefSeq and is a predicted model, not a curated record. Gene Ontology annotation, molecular function: signaling receptor binding; calcium ion binding. NCBI's taxonomy places the organism in Eukaryota, Metazoa, Chordata, Testudines, Emydidae. Gene Ontology annotation, biological process: anatomical structure development.